AUGAAUUCCACCCAGAGGAAAGCGAUUGAAAACUGGAUUGACAAUAUACCCACCAAUAAUCUAGCAUCACAACCAGCUAGCGCCAGCCAUGCUUGCUGUUCUCACAAGCUGCAGGAGUCGCUCCUGACCCCGCCAGGAACUUCUGCUCUUCACAAUAGGACCAAACGAAGACUCACAGAAUUGGACGCGGAGUCGAAUAUGUCUUGUUCUGAACCACAAAAGCGACUUCGUCGGACGCUGACUACUGAUACCGCUUCCCUACCAGUUUCGCUUCCUGAUAGCAUCACGCUCUCUCCUUCGGUUACCACACGGUCAGAUAUCACAGCCAGCGAUCGGCCCCGACAACGGUCAUCUAGUCCGAACCGUACGAAAUCUAAUCUGACAUUAGGCACACCAAAAAUCAAAUUCCUACACGAGUCGGCUGACCCAGGCAGCGAUUUAGCAAGACAAUUACUAGUGCUGUUAACGGCGGACAACGAGAAAUGGGAACCGGAAGCACACGAAAUUGACAAGAUCUCUGCUGCGUCGUGUAAAUGCGAUGCCCAAUUACGAAGCGAGGGCUCGUGGGUUAUUGAAGUCGUUCGUCCGCUACUACAAUGUGCUAUAGGGAAACUACCUCUAGAGUGUUGGAGCGUUCAAACCGAGACUGUCGAUCCUAAGUACCAACCUCGUUAUGCUGCACGCGGCACUUAUAACCGUAAAAUCGAUCUUGUGGUCGGUUUCCCGGUUGACGAAUGGUCAACGGAGUACGAAGGCAUGGCUUCACGGUAUCCAGAUCAGUGUUUCAGCCACAUCGCUCAUCCACAUACUGGAGCACGAUUUCUUGGACCUGGCUUCGAAGUCAAGGCUUCUGACGGAAACUUGGUUGAAGCGCAGGUACAACUUGGUGUUUGGAUGGCAGGGUUGAUGACCUGGGCGUGGGAUCAUCGAUGGGGGGAUUCUCUCCCUCCCCCCGUGGUAGGGUGCAUUAGCAUUGGCGAGCGCUGGGAUUUCUACAUUAUUUAUAGCGUGGAAGUAGAUGAAUCUGCUCGACCAGAGGUACGUGUUUGGGGCCCGUUAUCUGACCUGGAUGGUCGUACAGGAACCUGCAAGGCAACAGCCAUGUUGGCUAAACGACUACGGCGAGUGAUGGAAUACACUGAAAGCCAGUACAUCCAGCAACUAUUGAGAGCAAUUACAACAUGA
Aspergillus ochraceoroseus IBT 24754 is the source of this 1185-nucleotide messenger RNA. RefSeq lists its product as uncharacterized. The transcript has 2 exons. NCBI's taxonomy places the organism in Eukaryota, Fungi, Ascomycota, Eurotiomycetes, Eurotiales, Aspergillaceae. The record is from RefSeq and is a predicted model, not a curated record. The coding region runs from base 1 to 1185 and encodes 394 amino acids.